CUCUUUCUGCCAGUUUUAUUUGUACUCCCUCUUUUUUGUUACCGAGAUUCCCACCCACGUCAGAUCCUAGUUUUGAUGCCAAGCUGGAGAUUGGCCUAUUUUACGUCUUCUGAUAUUUUUUCGUCAAGUGCAUGAGAUUCACUGAACUUCCUCUCUAUGGUCCUCUUAGAGCUCCGCCGUCUCACUGUAUGUGAUAUCCGAUUCAACUAGACUGACGGGCGUGGCGCCCUUCACUGGCAUGUCGGGGAGAUUAUCCGUCCUGAGAAUCCAUUCAUUUGCAUGCAAGGGGGACCGGUCAGCUACGUACACCUCACCAUGCCCCACCGACUUUCUUUCUCCUAUUUAAACAAGUCAGAGCUGGACCCACGACAUUGUGGACGCCUCUUUUUUGUGUUCUCCCGGCCGCCCUGGGCUCCCGCGACUUGCAAAAGGAGAUAGACUGCAAUAAGGGAGCGAAAGAUCGUCCGAUUACAACAUGUCUAUAAUGGAACUAGAACAAGAGCAGCACGAAGAUGCCCUAGACCCCGCAAAAAGAACUUCUUUACAUCCUAGCCCACCAGCUCACGAAAUCCUCGACCCCGAGAAACCUCCGCAACAUCAGCCCCGAUCCCCAUGGAACGAUGAUCCACCGCCCGAUGGUGGCGUUGCCGCUUGGUCCGUCGUUUUCGGGGCGUGGUGCGCCAUGUUCUGCAGUUUCGGAUGGAUCAACAGCAUCGGGACUUUCCAAGCUUACUACGAAACGACACUUCUACCGCAGUACUCUGCCAGUACGAUCGCGUGGAUACCGUCGUUGGAGGUGUUCUUCAUGUUCUUCAUGGGCCCCAUCGUCGGCUUUCUCAGCGACACCCUAGGCGCGCGUAUCGUCAUCACCACCGGCGCGCUCCUUCACGUCUUCGGGCUGAUGAUGGCCUCGCUGUCCACGCAGUACUACCAGAUCCUCCUGGCACAGGGCGUCUGCAGCGCCAUGGGCCUAUGCGCGAUCUUCCAGCCCUGCAUGAGUGCCAUUCCCAGCUGGUUCCGCCGGCGCCGCGGCGCCGCGUACGGGAUCAUCGCGUCGGGGUCCAGCGUGGGCGGGAUCGUCUUCCCGAUAAUGAUGAGCAGGUUGAUCGGUUCGGUGGGGUUCCCCUGGACGAUGCGCAUCGCCGCGUUCUUGAUUACGGGGCUGCUGGUCGUGACGUGUCUGACGGUCCGAGGUCGCGGGGCCGGUGCAGGGUCGGGCAAGAGACCUGCGAUGGAUCGCGAGGCGCUGUUGCGGCCGUAUCGCGAGGUGAAGAUGCGGUUCCUCGUCGCGGGAUUCGUGCUGCUGACGUUUGGGAUCUACAUCCCGACGGACUAUGUCGAGACGUCGGCCAUCAGCGACGGGAUGAGCUUGGAUUUGGCGCAGUAUGUGGUGCCGAUGGUAAAUGCGGGCAGUAUCAUAGGUCGCAUGGCCGCGGGCUUUCUCUCCGACGCCGUAGGAACGUACAAUAUCUUCCUGCUCGUCGGCGCCGUCACCGGCAUCCUGAUCCUUGGCCUCUGGAUCCCCGCCGCGACCGACGCGGAGAACAUCACCUUUGCGGUGCUCUACGGCAUCACGUCCGGCGCGUACUUCUCGCUCCCGGCGGCCCUCGUCGCGAAGCUCGCUCCGCUCCCCGAGAUCGGGUACUGGACCGGCGUGCUCUACCUCUUCUCGUCCAUUGGCGGCUUGACCACGAACCCCAUUGCCGGGGCAAUUCUGGCUCUGGACCACGGGUCGUAUACGGGCAUGAAAAUCUUCUCCGGCUUGCUGCUGCUUGCGGGGACUAUGUUGGUGCUGGUGACGAGAAUCCGGCAGACGGGGUGGGUUUUCCACGCGAAAUUCUAG
Molecule: messenger RNA, 1843 nt
Organism: Aspergillus homomorphus CBS 101889
Lineage: Eukaryota; Fungi; Ascomycota; Eurotiomycetes; Eurotiales; Aspergillaceae
Product: MCT family MFS transporter
Exons: 4
Coding region: 476-1843 (455 amino acids)
Biological process (GO): transmembrane transport
Cellular component (GO): fungal-type vacuole membrane
Molecular function (GO): transmembrane transporter activity
Source: RefSeq, a predicted model, not a curated record